This is a messenger RNA of Penicillium olsonii, 1209 nucleotides long. The record is from the annotation of a GenBank genome assembly. Lineage: Eukaryota; Fungi; Ascomycota; Eurotiomycetes; Eurotiales; Aspergillaceae.
AUGUCCGACAACUACGGCAGCUAUCAAACAGAGAUCUACGGCAAGGGUGCCCUGAUGGGCAUCCUGCCCGGCGUAACCACCGACCCCCGUAAACUGGAGGAGCAAGCCCGCGAGGCCUUGGGCAUUCGCUCGUUCAACUAUGUCGCCGGUGGAGCGGGUGAGAAAUCCACCAUGGAUAGCAAUCGACAGGCGUUCCGGCAAUGGAAGCUAAUCCCACGCAUGAUGCGAAACACACCCGAGCAAGACGUUUCGGUUGAGCUAUUCGGUCAGAAAUACGAGAACCCACUCAUCGUGGCCCCGGUCGGCGUGCAGGGUAUCUUCCACGAAGAUAAGGAAACCGGGCUGGCCGAGGUCUGCCAUGAUGUCGGGGUCCCGUAUACGAUGAGUACAGCCAGCACGAGCUCCAUUGAAGAUGUCGCGGCCGCCAACAAGGACGGGAAGCGCUGGUAUCAGCUCUACUGGCCGCGCGAUAACAACGUCACGCUCUCGAUGCUGAAACGCGCCCGGGAGAACGGGUUCUCGGUUCUAGUGGUGACGCUAGAUACGUGGUCGCUGGCUUGGCGGCCGGCCGACCUCGAUAAUGCCUAUGUCCCCUUCAUCAAGGGGGUGGGGAAUGAGGUCGGGUUUACGGAUCCGGUUUUCCGAGCCAAGUUCGAACGCGAGACGGGGUCGAAGGUGGAAGAUGAUAUACUGGGUGCUUCGAGGGCUUGGAUUGGGGAUAUCUUUGCCGGGGCGCCGCACUCGUGGGAGGAUCUGGAGUUCCUCCGGAAGAACUGGGAUGGUCCGUUGGUUCUGAAGGGGAUCCAGCAUGUGGAUGACGCGAGGUUGGCGUUAAAGGCCGGUUGUGAUGGCAUUGUGGUCUCGAAUCAUGGUGGCCGACAAGUGGAUGGUGCAAUUGGGUCGUUGGAUGUGCUUCCGGAGAUAGUUGAUGCGGUCGGAGAUCAAAUGACGGUCUUGUUCGACUCUGGGAUUCGGACGGGCUCGGAUGUGAUCAAGGCGCUGUGCCUGGGAGCCAAGGCGGUCCUGGUUGGUCGGCCGGUGAUAUACGGGUUAAGCAUUCAGGGCCGAGAAGGGGCCAGACAGGUGCUGAAGGGACUGUUGGCCGACCUGUGGCAAAAUAUGGGCCUGUCAGGGAUCCGAACAGUGGCGGGCUGCAAUCGCAGUCAGAUUCGCAAAGUGCAGGAUGCAAGUUUGAGGGCGAUGAUGUAG